This is a messenger RNA of Phoenix dactylifera (date palm), 2212 nucleotides long. NCBI's taxonomy places the organism in Eukaryota, Viridiplantae, Streptophyta, Magnoliopsida, Arecales, Arecaceae. The record is from RefSeq and is a predicted model, not a curated record.
AUGAGACGGAAUGUCUCACAAUUGCAAGCGCCCUCCGCUGCUGCUGUGCUCCGCCGAGGAAUCCGAUGCUGCCCUCGACCUUUCCCUCCCCUUCUUCUCGUCUCCGUCUAUAUCUCCUCUUCUCCGCAAUCUCCAAUCCGCUCUCGCCCCACUCUCUCUCUCUCCUCCUCGUCCUCUUCUUCUUCGGAGGAUUGUCUCCGGCCCUUCCCCAAGAUCCACCCCUUCCUCGGAACGGAGGAUUCCUCUUCUUACAAUGUCCAAAGAUUCUUAUGCAAAGCAAAAUGAACUUGGACCUAACUAUCUUGGUUACUACAAACAUCUUUUUUUCGAGCUGUUUUCUCAGAAUGAGGACAUUGAAUUACCCCUUUCGGGAUCAAAUUCUGAACCAUCAGCAGGAUAUUCUGAUGAUGUUCGACGCAUCCAUAACCAAGACAAGGGAUGGAAAGGUAAAAGCUGCAGCACUUCUGGUUCGUUUUUUGCAGGAGGGAUAGGUGAAGAGCUUUCAGAGUUUAAGAAGGAGAAGUUGAAGUCAAUUAUCCAUGAGAGCGCAGUUUGUUUUAAUCAAGAAGCUGAUGAGGUAUUUGGUCAAAUUUUAUCAGCAUUCCAGGCUGAAUCAGAUCGAAGGAAAAAAGAGCUAUUGCCAGGCUGUGCAAGUGCCUCAGAUGAAGACAUGAGUGAACCUAAUUGUGGUAGGAAGCGGAAAGCAUCUUUUUCUCCUAUUUCGGAUAGUUAUCUCAGCUAUACGGACAUUCUCAAUUCCCAAUCUAUUAGACAGGUUUAUAAUGAUACUCAAGCUGUUCAAGGAAAUGAUGAAAUAUGCCAGGAGGCCCUGGAGAAGGCUAACAAGAUUUCUGCAAAGCUUUGCAAGAUGGAACAGGAUCUUGAAGAAUUUUUAGAUGUGGUGGUAUCCAAAUGCAGAGAAAUGACUUGUGGUGAGAAGCGACAGCUUGGCAAGCAGAUCCAGAAGCUUCCAGAGAAGGCAUUUGACCGUGUGGUAGAAAUAGUCCAACAAACGAACCUCUCAGCAAGUCAUCUUUCUGACAAUAUCUUUAUAAAUUUGGAAGAACAGGUAAAAAUUUAGGACCCUCCCCAGACCCCGAAUGGCAGGAGUCUCGUGCAUUCGACGCCCUUUUUAACUAGUUUUGAUUAACUUAAUAUUACAUUCAUUUAUCUGAUGGUUUACCAUUGUAGGACAAUGUAACACUAUGGAGAUUGUACUACUAUGUUCAAACUGUAAAGAAGGCAAACAAGCUCUGAUUAAGGCAUGCAUUUUAGAUUGUUAACACAAGCCAACCUCACAAGUACAUUGUGCAACUUCAUAUUCGUGGAAGAUAGCAGUUGGUAUCAUCAAAAAUUUUGCAUCUAUGCUGGAUGGCGAAAUUUGUAUGUACAAAGGGAGAAGAAAAGAAAUAGGUUAAGUAGGAAUGGCACCUCCAUCCCCCUUUAGAUAUCACUUUCCAUGAUUCCUCUUUUUUUUCCCUCUUACUGGGGUAGGAAGAGCUUAUGUGCAUAAUAAGCGGCAACAUGUCUAGGAAUCUUGUUAUCAAUUGUAUGCUUAGUAAUAUUUGUAGUGAGACAAUUUUGGCUAUUUUGCAGUUGUAUAUUGGCCAGGCAUAUCCUCUCUGCAUGCUUUGUAUUGAUAGGCUCAAACAGUUUGUUAAGCUUCACUUCACAUAUUCAUUCUUUGAAUAACCAAAUAUUCUGUGGUUGAUCACUUUUUAAACUGUGGAUAGUGUCAUCUGAUGCCCUAAGAAAGCUGAUAGCAAUGUGGAAGACUAUUGACUGUCCAUCGUUAUACUCCAUACAGACAUUGUCACCUUUUUUAAAAAAAUGUGAGGGGAUAUCCCACCUGGAUUUCAUUAAGAGAAUGAAGCCAUAACUAAAAUACAAAAAAGGAAGGAGGCGAAGAAAGAGAAAGUCAUACAGAAAGGUGAACAGAGAGAACAAGAAGAGAUUAAAUAAAGAUCAGUAGAUCACUCUAAUUGGCUUUCCUUUUUUUUGUAUAAGUAAAUUGUUCAGGGCAGCUGAAACUGUACUCGGUCAUAUGCCAUGUUGUAAUUUAACCCCUACAGUAGCCACAAAAAGUAGAAGGGUGUGUACUGUUUUGAGUUCCUUCUUAUCUCUCAGAGAAAAUAUGGUGCACAUUCUGUCUGCAAGCAAAACUGUUGCUUGAAUGAUAUAUUUAUAUUAUGUAAGUAUAAAAAUGGUGUGA